Molecule: messenger RNA, 2468 nt
Organism: Oryza sativa Japonica Group (Japanese rice)
Lineage: Eukaryota; Viridiplantae; Streptophyta; Magnoliopsida; Poales; Poaceae
Source: RefSeq, a predicted model, not a curated record
AUGUCAAUUCCAUCUUCUUUCUCCAUCGUUCCCUCUUCUUUCUUCCAUAUCUCUCUCCAUCUCGUUUCAAAUGUAGCAGCCGGCGAGGAAGGUGUGCCUCUCGAUCACCGGCGUUGGCAGUGGAGUUACCGCCGCCGUUGUCCUCCAAGUCCCUGCUCCCUCCCCCCUCUCCUUGCCCGCGUCAUCCCAGUCCCAUGCUCCCUCCACAAAAGCCGUCUGCGAAGAGGUCGAUGUGGCUCCGGCGAUAUGGUGGCGCAGCGAAUGGUGGCGACGUCAGCCCUGGCAACGCGGUGUAUCUGCGACCAAUGGAUGAGCCUCUCCUAGGAGUCCAUGUCCGGCGCCGCUGCCUCCGCCGCCUCGUGUGGUAGCAGCAAGUCUUCCUACAACGUUGACACCUCCACCUACUAGGACUCCAAGUACACCUAGGACUUCGCCGCCAACCCACCGCUCCUUCGUCCGUUCCCUUCUCCUCACCUCCCACUUUGCAGCUGACUUUGAGUUCGUGUUCCUCGGUUUGUUUGCAAGAGCGGUCACGAGAUGGUGACCACCAUCAGCGGCAUGGAGGAGUGAGGUCGAGGCGGCGACCACGGCGGUGAGCAUCGCCAUAGGCCCAUGGCGAGCGCGAUGGCACAGGUGCAGCAGCAACAAUAGCAGUGGCCAGUGGAAGGGAGAAGAAUGCGAGGAUAGAGGAAGAAGGAGAGGAGAGGAGAAGAAAAGAAGAGAAGUAAGAAGAGCCUAAUGAAAAACGUGAUGACGAUAGCGUCAAUUCAAUUUUAUAAUAUUACAGUAACACCCAACCAAUAUUGUGAAUAGUAAUGAGAUUUCUCUAAUAUGGCAUAUUUGCAAUAAUGUGAUGCAAUUAACCCCAAAAUAGUUGAUGGUAUUUCUAUUCUACAAAGGUUACAACUUUCAUUCCGUGGGUUGGGUAUUCCAAUAUGAACCACAAUGGAUGUGGCUAGCUUCACACAGUUUCUCCUUUAAUUAGACGAUAGUAAAAUAUAUAAACAGUAAACCUGUCUGUUCCGUAGACGGCAGCUGAACAAUGCCACGGAAUAAACACGUCACGUCGACCCCGAAGCUCUCGAUUAGCGAUGUUGUAAGAAGGAUUAACCUUAAUCCAUCCAUGUAGCCAUCAUCCAGAUAAAGUAAUUAAUCCAUAAAAAACUCCACAGUACAGCUCAGUGUAAACCUGAAUUUUCCCUGAUUAAUUUAGCUGUUAGCAAAUUGACCACGAUGGCAGCAGUGACACGCUAAAAACAUUGUGCCAAACCACGUAGCUAAACACCGUAUUUAUAGCUGUAAAAAACAUUCGACCACGGCGACAUUAGUUGCAAACUAAUUACUGAUCAAGUUUUACUCGAGGCAAUCGCGAGAUCGAGCAUUGCGUUUACGUUGCACGAUCUUUGCACUUGUCUCGACUCAUCAUGCUCAACUGGUACCCGAGGUCGUCGGCGGCGAGCUCCACCGCCGCCGCCGGCGACGACGUCGACGGAUUCCGCGUGUUCUACGGCAUCGCCGUCGUCUGCCUGUCCAUCUUCCUGUUCUGCGCGCUGGCGGCUUCUGUCAGCGUCUGGAAGGCGUGCGCGUACGCCGCCAUGGCCGCGCUGGUCCUCAGCGUCGUCGGCUGCUUCGCCCCCAAGAGGUGGGUUCGCCGGAGCCGCGGCGGCGCGGAGGCGGAGCGAGCUGCGGCCGGCGCUCGGCGGCGGCCGGCGGCGGAUGCGCUCGCGCGCGCGCCGGCGAACGCGCCGCCGGCGUUCGUGCACGGGUGCCCGCUCGAGAGCGGCGCCGCCGCCGCCGCGGGGAGCUGCGCGGUGUGCGCGGUGUGCCUGGAGGACGUGCGCGGCGGCGAGACGGUGCGACGGCUGCCGGCGUGCGGGCACCUGUUCCACGUGGAGUGCAUCGACAUGUGGCUGCACUCGCCGCACCGGACGUGCCCGAUGUGCCGGUGCGUGGUGUCGCCGCCGGCGAGGGCGGCAGCGAAGGCCGCGGCGGAGGUGGUGGUGUCGCCGGAGUCGACGGCCGACGACGUUCUGCCACCGGUGUAGCUACCAGCUGUUGCACGUGUGAGUGUAAAUAUAAGAGAGUAUAUUAUAUGGUCGAUUAUUUGCAUUGGCCUAAUUAAGCUUGCAGAGAAAUUUACAGUGUACGUCUGUUGUGAAUUGUAAUUAGUUUGUGCCAUUGAUCGAACAGUAUUUCUAUUCUUCAAAAUUCAAAUAUGUUGUUAAUCAUAUCACUGUUGUUUUGUACAUAGGUUUUGUUAACCAGAAGCAGUAGGAGCUCUGCCUAAGAAAAUGGGUAGAAAGCUUACAGAGUGUCAAAAAGGAGACACGAUAAGUUCAUUACAAUGAUGCGAAUUUGCCGAGAAAAUUAACUCCCGUUUGUUUAGACGAAAGAAAUAGAACAUUUUACAAACAGGUAAGCGAUCCGAAGCUGGAAAUUCAGUACUCUAACUACUGUAAUUCAGUUGA